Panthera uncia (snow leopard) is the source of this 3195-nucleotide messenger RNA. RefSeq names its product espin like (gene ESPNL). The transcript is spliced from 10 exons. The record is from RefSeq and is a predicted model, not a curated record. Lineage: Eukaryota; Metazoa; Chordata; Mammalia; Carnivora; Felidae. Gene Ontology annotation, cellular component: cytoplasm. Gene Ontology annotation, molecular function: actin filament binding. Bases 42 to 3104 code for a protein of 1020 amino acids. Gene Ontology annotation, biological process: actin filament bundle assembly.
UGCGUGAGCCGCCGAGAGCCACCGGGUGGCCGGGCCGGAGGAUGGAGGGGCAGCGGGCGCUCGCGGCCGCCAAGGAUGGGGACCUGGCCACCCUGAAGCGGCUGCUGGAGGCCGGUGCCCUGGGCCCGGGCAUCGUGGACGCCCUGGGGGCCGGCCUGGUGCACCACGCCGCCCGGGCCGGCCGCCUGGCCUGCGUCAAGUUCCUGGUGCGGCAGGCCGAGCUGCCCGGCAGCCAGCGGGCCCACAACGGGGCCACGCCGGUGCACGACGCCGCGGCCACGGGCAGCCUGGCCGAGCUGCGCUGGCUGGUGCGCGACGGAGGCUGCGGCCUGCAGGACCAAGACGACUCGGGGGUGUCCCCGCUGCACCUGGCCGCCCGCUUCGCACACCCCGUGCUGGUGCAGUGGCUGCUCCGAGAGGGCCACGCGGCCACGCUGGAGACUCUGGAGGGGGCCUUGCCGCUGCACCACGCGGCCGUCAGUGGGGACCUGACCUGCCUGAAGCUCCUGGCGGCCGCCCACGGCAGCGGCGUGAACCAGCAGACACGCAGUGGUGCCUCCCCGCUCUACCUGGCCUGCCAGGAGGGCCACCUGCACCUGGCCCAGUUCCUGGUGAAGGACUGCGAAGCCGACGUGCACCUGCGUGCCCUCGACGGCAUGAGCGUGCUGCACGCUGCUGCUGCCCGUGGCCACUACUCGCUUGUCGUCUGGCUGGUCACGUUCACCGACAUUGGCCUGGCGGCACGGGAUAACGAGGGGGCCACGGCCCUCCACUUUGCAGCUCGAGGCGGCCACACACCCAUUCUAGACCGGCUCCUGCUGAUGGGUGCCCCCGUCAUGACAGACUCCUGGGGUGGGACCCCUCUCCACGAUGCAGCAGAGAACGGGCAGUGGGGGGGAGGGGGGGGGCCCAGCGGUCGCUCGUGUGCCCCCUCCCUGCAGUGCUGCCAGACGCUGGUCUCCCACCACGUGGACCCCUCCCUGCGGGACAAAGAUGGGUGCACGGCAGCCGACCUGGCCGACUACCACGGACACGGGGACUGCGCCCGCUUCCUGCAGGAGGCCGCCCGGCCGGUGCCCCUCCUGAUGACGCCGCCGCCACCACCGUUUCCGCCUCCUCCACUGUCAGCUGCCAGGCGCGCCCCGGAGGAUGGAAUGAGGGGCUCGGGGCCUGGACGUCCUGCCUUAGAGUCUCCCAGCCCAGCCUGGCCUGACCAGCAAGACCCACCUCUGCCGAGGGAGCAGAUAACCUGCGCGGCGCCCCCAAGGGUCACCACCGACGCCACCGCCGUCCCCGCGGGAGAGGAGAUGGCGGCGGGGGACGCCCCAGACUGCCUGGCCACGCUGCACCUGGACAGGCUGCCCUCGGGCGACCUCGAUUGGCUGGUGCCCACGCAGGACGAGCGCGGCCGACCCAUCCCAGAGUGGAAGCGGCAGGUGAUGGUGCGGAAGCUGCAAGCCCGCCUGGGCGCAGACCCCGAAUCCCAGGCCCAGGGCGACAGCGGGAGCGAGGGCCCCGCGGAGCCGGCGGCCUGGCGGUACUCGCAGACGCACCAGGCCAUCCUGGGCCCCUUUGGGGAGCUGCUGACGGAGGACGACCUGGUCUACCUGGAGAAGCAGAUCGCCGACCUGCAGCUGCGCCGCCGCUGCCAGGAGUACGAGAGCGAGCUGGGCCGCCUGGCGGCCGAGCUGCAGGCCUUGCUGCCCGCGCCCCUGGUCAGCAUCACCGUCCACAGCCGCUUCCUGCCCCGGGCGCCCGGCCCCGAGGGUGAGGAGGCUCCCGCCCCCGCGGCGGAGCCCAAGGGCCCCUCGGGGGCCUCGGAGGCGGGGCGCGGCGAGCAGCCCCUGCCCUUCUGGUGCAGCCACGUCGCCCGGCUGGUGCGCAGCAUGUCCCUGCUGCUGAAGGGCAUGAACGGGCUGGUGCAGGGCGAGGGGAGGCCCCCGCGGGAGACCCACGCGGAGGCCCCCGCCGGCCCCCCCAGAAGCGAGGCGCAGCGCGAGAUCCAGCAGUGCGGCGUGUCCGUGCGAUCGCUGCGCGGCAACUUCGAGUCCGCUCCGGGCCCGUCCUGCGCCCCAAACCCGGGCCCCUGGGAGCCGGGGGCCCCGGCCGGGCGGUGCCCGAGAGGCUGCUGGCCCGCAGCCCCGCAGCCCCACAGCAGCCCCGCGGGAGGGGCGCCCGCGCCGGGGGACGCGGAGGAGGCCAGCGACUCGGGCAUCGGCCGCGAGGAGGCCCCGUCGGAGGCGGGGGCCGCGCCCGGCGCCCACCUGGCCAGCCUUCGCAAGGAGCGCAUCGUGACGCUCUUCCUGAGCCACUGGAAGAAGUCGGCCUACGCGCCGGCCCUCAAGGCCGCGGCCUGCGGGACCCUGGAGGCCCGCCGCGCCGCGGCGCCGCCCGCUCGGGAGGCGGCGGGGGGCCCUGGGCUGCCGCCCCCGCCGCCCCCGCCGCCCAGCGAGGGCCCCCGGCUCGGCCACCUGUGGCAGCAGCGCCACGUCAUCGCCCACCUGCUGGGCAACUGGAAGGCCAUCAUGGCACACGUGCCGGCCCGGCAGCUGCGGCGGCUGAGCCGGCGGCCCCGUGGGCCGCUGUCCCCCGAGCAGUUCCUGCCCCACGUGGACGGGGCGCCCGUGCCCUACGGCGGCCUCACGCUGGACCUCUUCAUGCUGGGCUACUUCCGGCUCCUGGAGUGCGAGCUGCCGGCCGAGGAGCGCAAGAUGCGCCACCUGCUGUGUUUCGAGGUCUUCGAGCACCUGGGCGCCCACGGCUGGGACGCGGUGCGCGCCUUCCACAAGGCCGUGACGGACGAGGUGGCCGCCGGCCGCCGCGCCUGGACCGACGGCUUCGAGGACAUCAAAGCCCGCUUCUUCGGCUCCAGCCGAGGUCCCGCCUGGGACGCGGAGCCCGGCCGCAAGUCGGGGCUGACGCCCCUGGGGCCCCUGCCCCCCGCCGCCGCGCCCAGCAGCAGCAGCGCCGAGCCCCCCGCGCAGAGGCCGGGGUCCGGCUGCCAGCGGGGCAGCUUCAACAGCGAGGACAUCUGUGGCUACAUCGACCGCAGUUUCGCCUUCUGGAAGGAGAAAGAAGCCGAGAUGUUCAGCUUUGGAGAGUGAGACCGGCCGGCAGCCUGCCUCUGGGAGUGGGGCGUGGGAAGGGGUUCUGGCUCUCCCUGCUCGUUCCUUUGCCCCCCACCUGGUGGCCGGG